Molecule: messenger RNA, 2838 nt
Organism: Zychaea mexicana
Lineage: Eukaryota; Fungi; Mucoromycota; Mucoromycetes; Mucorales; Lichtheimiaceae
Product: kinesin heavy chain
Exons: 12
Coding region: 1-2838 (945 amino acids)
Biological process (GO): microtubule-based movement
Molecular function (GO): ATP binding; microtubule binding; microtubule motor activity
Source: RefSeq, a predicted model, not a curated record
AUGUCAGGCAACAGCAUCAAGGUCGUGUGUCGUUUCCGACCGCAAAACAAACUGGAAAUUAAAGAAGGGGGUGAGCCCAUCAUUGACAUUGCCGAGGAAGGCACGGCGGUAAAACUCAAUGGUCAAGAAACGAAGGGAGCAAGCUAUGCGUUCGACAAGGUGUUUGGUAUGAACACCAAGCAAGAAGACAUUUUCAACUAUUCGAUCAAGUCGAUUGUCGAUGAUGUCGUUGCUGGUUACAACGGUACUGUGUUUGCUUAUGGCCAAACGGGUUCCGGAAAGACAUUUACCAUGAUGGGCUCGAGUAUCGAUGACGAGGUCAACAAGGGUAUCAUUCCACGUAUCGUGGAGCAGAUUUUUGCAAGCAUCAUGGAGUCGCCUGCGAAUAUGGAAUUCACCGUAAAGGUUUCCUAUAUGGAAAUUUAUAUGGAGAAAGUGCGCGAUCUGUUGAACCCUCAACACGAUAACCUUCCUAUCCACGAAGAUAAAGUCAAGGGCGUUUACGUUAAGGGCGUGCUUGAAGUUUAUGUUUCCUCCACCGAAGAAGUGUAUGAAGUCAUGCGUCGCGGUAGCAACAACCGUGUGGUUGCCUCCACAAACAUGAACGCCGAGAGUUCUCGAAGUCAUUCAAUGGUGUUGAUCACCAUCACACAAAAGAAUCUCGAUACUGGCGCUGCCAAAAGCGGUAAACUCUACUUGGUUGAUUUGGCAGGUUCUGAGAAGGUUGGCAAAACCGGUGCUUCCGGUCAAACUUUGGAAGAAGCCAAAAAGAUCAACAAAUCCCUGACGGCUUUGGGCAUGGUCAUUAAUGCUUUGACGGAUGGCAAGUCGAGCCAUAUUCCAUACCGAGAUUCAAAAUUAACUCGUAUCUUGCAAGAAUCCUUGGGUGGUAACUCACGGACAACCUUGAUUAUCAACUGUUCACCAUCCUCGUACAACGAAGCCGAAACGGUAUCGACACUUCGUUUUGGUGUCCGUGCAAAGACGAUCAAGAACAAGGCCAAGGUCAAUGCCGAUCUUUCGCCUGCAGAAUUAAAAGCUCUUUUGAAGAAAGUCAAGAGCGACACCGUCUCAUACCAACAAUACAUUACAGCUUUGGAGGGCGAAAUUACAAUCUGGCGCUCAGGUCGCAAGGUGCCUGAAAUUCAAUGGGCUACGAUGGAUAAGAAAAAUAAUGCACCAAAACAAUCCCCCGCUGCUCGCGCUAUUGCUGCUACCGAAAGUGCUCCUGAUUCAAGACCGUCAACGCCGACACCCGUUCUGGAUAAGGACGAGCGUGAAGAACUGUUAAAGCGUGAAAACGAACUUGUGGAACAAAUAACAGAAAAGGAAAAUGAACUUUCGAGCCGAGAAAAGCAAGUACAGCAAAUGCAGGAGGAACUUACUGAGCUCAAGGAGCAGGAAAAGACAUACACCGGAGAGAAUCAGCAGAUGAUAGCCGAGCUGAGUGAAGUCAAGGUGCAGCUCGAAAAGGUUACGUAUGAUAGCAAAGAGAGCGCAAUCACAGUAGACUCGCUUAAGGAGGCCAAUCAAGAGCUGACAGCCGAGUUACAAGAGCUGCGCAAGACUUUGACACAAGUUCGUGAAUCAGUUCAAAAAGAACAGGAAGAAAUUGCGCAAAAGACUUCAGAGUUGAUGAAGAAGAAUGCUUCCGGUGAAGUGAACGAGAAGCAAAGACAAAUGGCAGAUACGCUUCAGAACCUGGCAGAUAUUAAUCCAAAUGAUUACACCAUGUCGCCUGAAGAGCUUGCUAUUUUGAAGCAAGAGCUUGGUGAAUCGAAAGCGCUUGUUGAUAAGCACCAAGAAACGAUUCGUAGCUUGAGCCAAGACAAGGAAGGGUUGAGCAACAGGCGCACCGAACUGGAAAGGAGGAUCGCGACAUUGGAAACCGAAUAUGAAGAGUUGCUCGAAAAGACCAUUGCUGAUGAAGAGCGCGAUGCUGAUAUCCAGGAUACCAUCUCGGAGUUGAAGGGCAAGAUCGAGGCACAAUAUGCAACCAAGAAAGAGAUGCAGCAACGUGAGAUCGAAGAACUCAAGCAUGAUUUGGAACUCAAGACGGAGGAAGAAGACAAACUGACAAGUGCAGUGCAAGAGCUCCAAAGCAUCAACGACAAACUUCAAGCCGCUAUCUCUGCUCGACGUCAAAAACCGACAACGACAACGACGACGACGACAACGACAACGACCGAUGGCUCUAGUAGUGAUGGCAUGACCUACGAGGAGAAGGAGAAGGAUCUGGAACGCAUGCGCAAAUCUAUGGCACAUCAGCUCGCUGAUUUUGAAGUCAUGAAGAAGGCAUUGAUGCGUGAUCUGCAAAACCGUUGUGAAAAGGUGGUCGAGUUGGAGAUUUCGCUGGACGAGACGCGAGAGCAAUACACAAAUGUGCUCAGAGCCACCAACAACAAGGCACAGCAAAAGAAAAUGUCGUUCCUGGAAAGAAAUCUUGAACAGCUAACCAAUGUGCAGAAACAGCUGGUCGAACAAAACUCGCAGCUGAAAAAGGAAGCCGCGCUGGCAGAUCGUAAGCUUAUUACACGCAAUGAACGGAUCCAGAACUUGGAAACUCUAUUGCAGGAAGCCAAACAACGAUUGCUUUCUCAGAAUGAAAAAUUCGAGGCACAGCUUCAAACUGUAAGAGAACGCUUGGAGCAUGCUCGUUCGACCAAAUCGCAGGGCGGUAUGGCAGCAUUUGACUUUGGUAGAAUCGCUAAACCUUUAAGAGGUCGUGGUGCGGUGAAGGAUAUCAGCACGGCUGGAGAUAUUGACGAAAAGGCUGCUGCUGCUGCUACCAUGGCAGCCCGUGACAAACGUUCGUCAUGGAUCCCCUCGUUCCGAUAA